Messenger RNA from Metarhizium acridum CQMa 102, 1959 nucleotides. Lineage: Eukaryota; Fungi; Ascomycota; Sordariomycetes; Hypocreales; Clavicipitaceae. The record is from RefSeq and is a predicted model, not a curated record.
AUGAGACAAGAGGAGAUCUGGAACGGCCUGUCGAUUAGCGAGCUGUUCGGUAAACCAGCAUAUCCGUCUAGUCAUCAGAUGGAAUACGUCAAGUCAUUGCUCAAGCCUAUCAGCAGUGAAGUUGGGCUCCGGGACUUCGAGCGCGAUGUGGUAGAAAACGCGGUUCAGAAGUUGGUCGAUCGAGCGAACACAGAUCCAUUGCUGCGAAGUUCUCUCGGUAUCCAGGGAACAGUGACGUAUGAAAGCCACACAAAUCUCGGCACGACUGACGAUCUUAUAUCUGAGCCCAUGGAACACAUGUCACUGGACCGAGAUGACACAGGUGCUACAGCGCAAGGAUCUGCCCCGAAGCAGGCGCCAGCUCCCAAGUCCCGUCGCAAAGCGAGGGGAAAGGGCAAUCGGGCGGAUCAAUUUUGUAUAUACAGGACUUCAGAAGGCCGAAAUGUCCCAGCCCUUGCUAUCGAGUACAAGGCACCACACAAAUUAAGUCUCGACGAAAUCAUCACUGGUCUUGAGGCGGAAAUUCAGCCGGAACGUGAUGUGAUUAACAAGGACAGUCAGGGCUUUGUCUUGACUGCCCGACGCCUUGCCGCCGCUGUGGUCACUCAGCUCUUCUCGUACAUGAUCGGCAAGGGCAUUCAGUUUGGUUAUAUAUGCACGGGUCAGGCAUUAGUCUUCCUUCAUAUCCCGAACGAUCCUUCCACCGUCUACUUCUCGGUAUGCGUGCCAAAUCAAGACGUAAUGGACGACGACGAGACGAGGCUCCAUCGUACAGCCGUUGCACAGGUUUUCGCUUUCAUUCUCCAGGCUCUCCGCGCCAGGCCACCACCUCAGAUGUGGCAUGACGCGGCCGAGACACUCGGUAUCUGGACUGUCGAGUACGAUGAUAUUCUGAGGGAUAUCCCACCAUCGGAGCGCAAACGCAAAGAGCCACGUGCCUCUCCUUAUAGACCACAACGUUGGAAGGGCUUUAAGAGAUCCCCAAUUCGGACUCGCUCCCGCUGCCAGCAACGAGGCACCAAUGUUGAACAGCCGAAGGAGGAAGACGAAGAUCCCCCUUCCCCUACUCCAAAUCCAUCUCGCACAAGUGGGAAAUUGUUACCCUCGAUGAGCAAAAGCUCAAGCUCGAAGAGUGGGAGUCAAGGACGGCGCAGUGGCCGGCAGCAAGAGCGGGGCGUAGUAAAGAAGUCGGAUAUUCAAGACCGGCCAUUCUGUACUCAGCGUUGUCUCCUAGGAUUAGCACAUGGCAGACCCUUAGACAAGAGCUGUCCCAGCGCAAGUUAUCAUGGGCAAAGGCACAUUAGUCGACUUCAGUUCCUGCGGCUCGUCCGACACCAACUUGCUGUAGACCGUGGAUAUGAUGCAGAUUGCGCGCCGCUCCAUAGAUCUGGCUCGCGUGGGUCACUCUUCAAGGUGCGGCUGACAUCUCACGGCUACACACUAGUUGCCAAAGGCGUUGAGGGCGUAGAUCUUGUCUGCCUGCAGCACGAAAAGGAUAUGUAUGACCAACUCCAACCCCUCCAGGGAGAGUACGUCCCUAUAUGCUUGGGCAUUAUUGAUCUGGCCCUACCAUAUUAUUAUGACAGCGGCAUUUGGGUGCAUUUCAUGUUCCUUAGUUGGGCUGGACAACCAAUUCUUGACUGUGUUGACCCGGCGAUGAAAGCAGGUAUUGCCACCGCUGUUUCCAUGGCCUACAGAGCAGUGCACAAGUUGCGCGUUCUUCACCAUGACGCACAGCCCCGUAAUAUCCUAUACAAUACGACUAGUCGUGGGUUUAUGGUUGUGGAUUUUGAACGCGCAGAGUUCCGCUGUCGCCGGCCGUUGGCCUCAAUUGAGCCGAACCUGAAUCGGAAGAGAAAGCGUAGGGCAGUACAGAAACAAAAGAAGGACGACUUUGCGAGAGAGCUGGAGUCUGCCGUGGCAAAUGCAUUAAGUUGUGUCGCGAACUUACCCUUUUGA